Messenger RNA from Metopolophium dirhodum (rose-grain aphid), 1902 nucleotides. RefSeq lists its product as uncharacterized. Lineage: Eukaryota; Metazoa; Arthropoda; Insecta; Hemiptera; Aphididae. Gene Ontology annotation, molecular function: zinc ion binding. The record is from RefSeq and is a predicted model, not a curated record.
AUGUGUGAAUGCAUGAAAGAAGGUUUAUUGGCUUCUAUUAAAAUACAUUCAAAUCAUGGACAUACACUACAGACUGCCGAGACAUUAAGAUUUUUACCAGCUGACAAUAAUCUAAAGAGUACAUUUAUUGAAUAUUUUAAUAAUGGUUUGGGAAUUAUUGAAUCAUCUAAGUACCAUGAAAAUGUAUUGUCCUUGAAACAUGGUUUUAAGCAACAGGAUUAUGCCAAUGGUUCACUGAAUCCAACAUAUAGAUGUGCACAAAACUGGUAUGAAACAUGGCGGCUCAAUAAUCUAGGUCCACGUAGUGGUUCUGGAUUAAUUGAAAAACUAAUAGAAAAAAAAGUGUUAUAUAAAAAAGAUGAUAUUAUUGUUAAUUUUAAACAAAAUCCUUUUGCUGUUGUUAUAUUGACUCCUAUGAUGAAAAGAGCACAUCUACUAAGAACAUCAAGUGAUACUGUCUUUGUGGAUAGUAUAUCAGCAUGUGAUCCAGAAAAUCAUACCACGACAUUUGUAUUAGCACCUUGUGCUGCAGGAGCUGUACCAUUAGGCAUUAUAAUCACACAGGGUCAAAGUUAUGAUGCAUAUAAUAACGGAUUCAAUUUAUUGAAAGAAGCUUCCGGAAAAUAAAGUUUUGGUUCUUGUGGAUAUCCUAAAAUAUUUAUGACUGAUAAUUCUUCUGCUGAAAUUAAUGCUCUUCAUAAUAAUUGGCCAAACAGUAGACAUUUAUUGUGCAUAUUUCAUGUGCUUCAAGCAAUUUGGCGUUGGUUAUGGGAAGCAAAAAAUAAUAUACCAAAAGAAAGCAGACAAAUUUUGAUGAAGAAAUUCCAAAUUACUUUAUAUGCUAAUACUAUUGAAAAAGCAGAACAAGCAUAUCUAGACACAACAAAUUCCAACUAUGCAAAUUGGAAUAAAUAUAUUAGCACAUACUGGGAAUUUCGAUCAAAAUGGUGUCUUGCAUGGAGGGAUGCAACUGUCAAUGGUCAUCAAACAAAUAACUUUUCUGAAAUAACUGUUAGGAUUUUCAAGGAUAUAGUUUUAUCGAGAGUUAAGGCAUAUAAUGCAAUUGCAUUAAUUGAUUUCGCUUGUAAAGUUUUGGAAGAAUAUUACUGUCACAGAUUCAGAGAAUUUGCAAACUCCAGAAAUUCGUUCUCUCGGUGCCCCAACUAUAGACUUUUUCUUCAGUCACAAUCAAAAAAAGCCAGUACAAUUAAACCUGAAAAUGUAAUCCAAAUUUCAGAUAUUGAGUAUAAAGUUGUAACUUCUGAUGAUAAGACUUAUGACAUAAAUACAAGUGUAGGAAUUUGCUCAUGUGAUAAGGGACAAUUUGGAUCAUUUUGUGCUCACCAAUGUGCUGUUUAUUUAUAUUAUGAUGUUGUAUCGAAAAAUUUCCCUCCAGUCACACCAGAAGAUAAACAUACCAUUUCGGUUCUUGCCCAAGGUGAUAAAUCUCUACCAAUUUCAUUCUUUGAAUCUUUUUUAUCAAAUUCUUCUGAACAUUCCACUUCUAAUAACUAUACAGAGUCGAAUAUUGAAAUCCAAUCUGAAACUGUGAAAGAACUAUUACCAGUAAUAAAAAAAUGUGAUGUACCAGAAACAUCACAAACAGAUGAAAGUGUAUCAAUGAAAAAUAUUAUUUCUUUAAUGACAAAUUUAGAUGAGAAAUAUAAUUCUUCUACGUCGGGUCUAAAGAUGAUUGAAUGUCGUUUAAAAAAAAUUACAUCAGAAGGAAUGUGGGAAUCAUUUUUACACACUGCUGGAGGGGCAUCUGUACCACUUCGUAGAAGAUCUGGAACUACAAUUAAGUGCUCGUCUGUACUAUGGUGUAACACACUAACACGUCUAAUCUACAGGCCGUUUCAGGUCUGGUUUUAUACGGCCUCCUGCUCUCCUACUUCCCCCUAG